AGAAACUGAAUAAUGUCACCGGGUGCUGGAUCUCUUGGGCUCAUUACCACCAACAUCCGUGAAAAAUGAGACCACGUUCAGUGCAAUGAAGCUCAUCAAAACCAAAAGAAGGGGGAGACUUAAUGACGAUACCCUGAAUGACCUAACGGUAGUUGUCCUUGAAUCUCCAGAUAUUGAACAGUUCAAUCCAGAUCCAGCAAUCCAAUACUGGAUGAUGACCCCCUCUGGCAGGAAAAGGCGACUUCAGUAUGAGAGGGCUGCCACUACCACUCCCCAGCAACCUGUUCCAGUCGUGGAUACCAUUGUGAAUCUGGCGGCAGAAGUUCAGGAGGAUCGCCAGAUAACCAGUGAUACUCAGGAGGACAGUCAGCAGGUCAGUCAGGAGGAGGUCAGUCAGCAGGAGGUCAGUCAGCAGGUCAGUCAGCAGGAGGUCAGUCAGCAGGAGUUCAGUCAGGAGGAGGUGAUGAAUCCAGCCUUUCUAUUUGACAAAUAUGAUGCUGAUGAUGGUUAUUCCUCAGAUGAGUCAGAGUGUGACAUGAGUGAGGAUUAUGUCACCUCGAUGCUUGAAAUGUUCUCUCGUGAAUAAAAUGUAUAAUGAACCAAAAUAAAAAGAAAAGAACCUUG
Mercenaria mercenaria is the source of this 624-nucleotide messenger RNA. RefSeq lists its product as uncharacterized. Bases 86 to 586 code for a protein of 166 amino acids. The transcript has 3 exons. NCBI's taxonomy places the organism in Eukaryota, Metazoa, Mollusca, Bivalvia, Venerida, Veneridae. The record is from RefSeq and is a predicted model, not a curated record.